Molecule: messenger RNA, 9769 nt
Organism: Penaeus indicus
Lineage: Eukaryota; Metazoa; Arthropoda; Malacostraca; Decapoda; Penaeidae
Exons: 22
Coding region: 51-5885 (1944 amino acids)
Biological process (GO): negative regulation of actin filament polymerization
Cellular component (GO): cytoskeleton; cytoplasm
Molecular function (GO): protein binding
Source: RefSeq, a predicted model, not a curated record
CAGAUGUUGAUGUCUUAAGGAGAGAUCUCAGUCACCUCUGAACCGACAACAUGAAGACAAACGCUGCAGAAUACUUCAGCAGCCUUUCGCCUCUCAAAGCUGCUCACAACACGUCAGGGAGCAGUGUGUACGAGAGCCAUGUGCAGAAUGGUCGUUCAGGGCGGUGCCAUUGCUGCCCCUAUGGAUACCACAUCGACCUGGACUUUGUGCGAUACUGCGACAUGCUCACACAGGGCUCGAAGAAUGACAGCCCGACCCUUCGACACCUCAAGAAGCUCAAGCGGGCCAGGCGACGACAGACAAAGUCCAUGGAGGUUCUCCUCGGCCUGUCUCCGGGGAAGGAAAACGAAGCGCCACCCAACCAGCUCUCGCAGACGAGGCUGGAGAUUAUUGAGGAGCCAAGGAAGAUCGAGACCCUGAAACACGAGACCUCCUCGAUUGCACGAAGGUCCCACUCGCUGCGGGAACGAACGCCCCCUCCCCCUCCCCCCAGGCGAUGCAGGACCCCUCUGAUGUCUCCCCCGCCGGAUGUCAUCAACACCACGUCCCACUCCAGCUCUGGCCUCAACUCCAGCUCCAACCUGGAUGCGAGUGAGGCCCUGCAGGAGGCUGUCCUCGACUUCGAGGAGAUGCUUGAGAACUCCCGCGAGAGACGAAACCACCAGAGGGACCGUGCGGACACCCUGCCUGCCCCCAACGUGCCCUCCCUCGACCUUCUCCACCACACUCCUCCGCCACAGCAAAAUCACCACCACUCCCUGAGCCCCAAGCCAGGGGGUGUUGGGGUGACGCGCUCGCACUCGCUCCCCAGGCAAUGGUUUAACAGACCUCUGCUCUCGCCUCCUGCCUCCUCCCAGCCCUCUCCCACACAUCCCCCCACACACACCCCUGACGAGACCACUCCGGGGCUCGCAGAGGGACGGACACAGAUGGCGGUGCUGAAGGCCUUGCGCCGCAGCUGGGCCAGGUACACCAUAGGGGGCCGCAUUCCCCGACGCUUCUCAGACGGUGCAAUGCUUGAGGAUUCGCCGCUGCUGAGCCGCCACCAUCACACCAACUCCACCUCCUCCCUCUCCUCUGCCUGCUCUACCCCAGGCUACCAGGGUGGGGCCCCUCACUCGUCCACUCUGCCGUCGGGCGGAGGCUAUGGGGUCUCACCGGGCGCCCCGCUCAACAAUGGACUCUCGCCUGGGUUCGGACUGCCACCAAGCAAUGUAGGGAUAAUUCAGCAACAAAUGCCGCCCUCCCCACAUCUCUCUGACACCCUGGCGGCACUCAACGCCAGCAGUCGGGGCUACUAUCCGGCUGCGAUGCCGGACUUUGACACUAUGAGUGUGACGUCUGCCAUGUCUGGGGUCAGCACCUCCACGCUCCAGUCCAUUCGCGAUCAAAUGGCAACGAGUUUGAGUCGACUGAAGGAACUGGAGGAGGAAGUCAAGACCAUCCCAGUGCUGCAGGUCAAGCUGAAUGUCCUGAAGGAGGAGAAGCGGUUCCUCCUUCAGCAGCUCAAGUCGUUGAGGCUCAAGGGUGAUGACGUGCCCUUCCUGCUUCCCCCUGGAUUGGACAGUGACCUCACUGACCUCUCAGAGGAUGAGCUGGAGGGUCGUUUGGCCUCCCUAAAGCAGCACCGGCGGCCAUCACGCAGGCGCAGCGAGUCACCCAUGCGGGUCAACCUGGAGGAGUUCCGUUCGUAUCGGCGUGCAAGGCGAGGCUCUCUCUCAGAGGGCUCAGAGUGUGAGUCAGUGCGAUCAGUGGCAGAUGACACGCCUCUUUUCAUUAAAGAGGUGCAGGAUCACACCUCAGAGCGUCGUCUUAGCUAUGACACGUCAGCUGAGAGGCGCUUGGGCUUGGACCAAACUGGAGAGAAGAGAGUGAGUCACAGUAUGCCCAGCACCCCUCUCGUUCCCCGAAAGAGUGUCCGUGACGCAGCUACUAGUUGCCGAGUUCUGACAAGGGACAUAGGGGUGUCCCAUAUAGGAGCACGCACACGUUCUGUUGGCCUCACCACGGAUAAGGUAGAGGUGGAUAGGAGGAAGGAGAUCAAGGCCAAGCCCUGCAUGCAGUGCUAUGAGAGGAAUCGCAGGACCUUUGAAAGCAAGGGAGUCGGGACUCCUACAGAGCUACAAGGAGACAAGCACAGGCGGCUGAGCAUGAGCAGUGUGUCCUUGGAGAGUGUAGAGCCAGAUGAUGUGGAUGCAGACCAUAGGGAUCCUUUGGAGAGAGAGGGCAGCCCCAAGAAUGCCUUUCUGCAAAAACUGGGCAGGAAGUCUGCCAUUAUCAGCCGGCUGUCAGAGCCGCAGCUAGCUCCUCCAGUGCUCACUUUUGACAAUUCCACCAACACUGAGCAUGUGCAUACUAGGGACCAGAGACUCAACACCAGUAUCUCCAUGAAGGAUCUUUUCUCAAGAGAAGAGCUCAACCAACAGCUGGCCGAUGCAAAGAGGAAGUGGGAGGCGACAAGAGAGGCCCAGGCCGUAGCACAUGAGAGGAGGCGAGAGAUGCAGAAACCCCUCAUGAUAGACUGUGGGGUCCAGGUGGCCACGAAGGAUGCCAGCUUCACCAAAACAAAGUUCCAGCCUCUCUUGCAAAGCAUUGGUGUGAUGGCCAAGCCCUCCCUAGUCGACAUAGGUGUGGGGAUGGCAAAACUUACAGACCUCCUCUGUGACAAGUGUAGCAAUGUGAAGAAGCGGUCUGUUGGAUCUGGAGAUGGACUGACGACGGAUCUCAUUUGUGAUAAAUGUACUAACACAAAAACUAGAUCUGUUGGUGUUGGAGAUUCCAAACUAAGUGAUAUUUUGUGUGAGAAAUGUUCACAGGUUCAAACAAAAUCAGUGGGUUCCAGCAGUGAUAGGAUCACUGACAGAAUAUGUGACCGUUGCGAUAACCUACACACUCGUUCUGUAGGGACGGGAACAACCUUAUUCUCAGAACACACCAGAGCUCCUAAAAUGUCAGCUGCAUGUGUGCAAACAUUGAAGCCAGACACUCGGACCACAGGAGUUAAUACGCAGCCCAUAAACUUGAAGAAGGAAGAACUGACUCUAGACCCAAGCGCAUCUCCCCCAAGUCCAGCUCUCACGCCAGAAGUCGAGCGAAGGUCAUUUGGCAGUUCUGGUGUGCGGAUAUGUGACAAGUGCCAUGAGACAAUUCACUCGGUUGCGAAAGACAUAGUGAAUACAAGUGGCACUGCAUCAGCAACCAAUCUUCCACCUCUUCCCCCACAGACAUCGAAAAUCCCACGGCUAGUAGACCUAACCAAAGUGGAACCGAGACUAGAUGCCCCCAGACAGGACCUGAAAUCCACUGGCAACAUUUCAAUAAGUCUAGGGUCUAGUUGCUCAGAAACUCAGAUCUCGAGCUUGAGCAGUAGCUUCACCGAGUCCAAACCCUCUUCAGCAAUGACUCGGAGUCUGACGAGAAUGGACUCGGCUCCGACUAAACCUGCCAAGCUUGAAAGGCCCUCGAAUGCCUCCAGUGAUACCUCUCCAGUCAGAUAUAGUCACUCCCCUAAUCAGGGUACGUCAAGCGAUAAUUCCUCCCUUAAGUACAGCCCGUCUCCGAUGCUGAGCUUGGCGAGCAGAGGGCGUACCAAGUCAGACCUAGGCCCCAGUACAUUAAAGGAAAGUCAGCUGCCCAAAGUCAGUCAAAAAAACGAAGCUUCAAAAGUUAGUCACGGAAGUCCUUCUAAGAAAACUGUCCAGGGCACCAGUACCAGUACUAGUACUAGUAGUACUAGUACCAGUACCAGUACCAGUACCAGUAACAGUACCCGUACAAGUACCAGUACCAGUACUAGUAACAGUACCCGUACAAGUACCAGUACCAGUACCAGUACCAUACCAGUAACAGUACCCGUACAAGUACCAGUACCAGUAACAGUACCCGUACAAGUACCAGUACCAGUACCAGUAACAGUACCCGUACAAGUACCAGUACCAGUACCAGUACCAGUACUAGUACCAGUACUAGUACCAGUACCAGUACCAGUACCAGUAACAGUACCCGUACAAGUACCAGUACCAGUACUAGUACCGCCACCAGUACCAAAACCAGUACCACCACCGUCAUGGUACAUGGGUUGCGAUCAGAGCAAAGAGCCGGAACCAGCAAUUACUUGGACAGCCAAAGAUGUUGUUGACAAACGGGGAGUCAUACGGACAACUGAACAUAGGGCAUUGUUGCCUGUCACUAGUGAGAUUAUUAAUUACAAGGACAAAGUUGCUGCAGCUAACAAUUCAGUGCUAAGCGAGACUAAACACGUGCACGAACUCGGAAUGUUGAGCAUUGUAGAGAACCCCCUCGAGAGAGAAGUUUUGGUGUAUCAUGAUUUCUCAGCAUUCAGAACACAUCCAGAUACUGAGUCGCAGUUGGAAUGUGAGUUUUCUGUGGAGGGUGACAUGUCUUCGGAUGAGGAAGACGAUGGCUCUUGUUCAGUAUAUGGUAAUGCUCUGAUGUUGCAAGAUUGUGAAUUAGUAACUCUCAACUUGUCUGUGGAUGAUGUUUCUGAAGAUAGCAAGCGUGUCCCGUACGUGCGCCAGGAAACCUACACCAAGUUUUCGGAAGGCCUGAUCAAUCUGGGCUUUGACGAGAGCGCUGAUGCAGAGCAGGCAAAGCGGCAGAAGGAGGAGAAGGCCAAGGAAUCUGCCACGAAGAAUCUCUCGGCAAUAACGGAGAGCAACAACAAUAACAGUGAUGCCUCGAAGCAAGUUGCCAAAGUGGAAAAGCAGGAAAAGGAAGCAGAGAAGAAGGAGGAGAGUCCAAAAAAGUCUAAGGAGGUGGAGCCGGUGAUCCAAGGGCGGAAGGAGCAGGAGAGCUCGUCGUCGUCUGACAGCGAGUCCGAGAACGAAACGUGCGACGAGGAAUCGUUAAUGGGGGCAUCGUUUAGCUCUCAGGCUGUCAACUCGGUGUUCCAGAGUUCCUCCUCGCUCUUCACCACGACCAGCGAGAAGAGUAGGAAGAAAUUCCUGCCACCACGAGAGAUGAAAGCUGCCCUAAAGGUUGUAAAUGACUCCAUUGGCAAGCCAGUGCGGUCAGGACAGCAGCUUACCAAUGCUGUCAACAUAAUCCAGAGGGAAUGGUUUAAGCUUUCGAGUCAGAAGGAUGCCGAUCCUCAUGCUGUAGAAGACUACAUGGACGUGUUUGAGGACUAUUCAAAGGCACUCCUUCAGCGUGUUGUCAACCUCUCUGAUGUGAACGGCAACACGGCAAUGCACUAUGCGGUUUCGCAUGGCAACUUUGAUGUUGUCUCGAUGCUUCUGGACUCCAAGGUGUGCAACGUCAACCAGCAGAACAAAGCGGGCUAUACGGCAAUCAUGUUAGUGUCGCUGGCACAGAUCCGCUCCGACACACAUGCCAGUGUCGUCCAGCGGCUCUUUCAGCUCGGCGACGUCAACAUCAAAGCCAGCCAGCAUGGCCAGACAGCCCUCAUGCUGGCCGUCUCCCACGGGCGGCUGGACAUGGUAGGCCUCCUGGUGGCCGCAGGAGCCGAAAUCAACAUCCAGGAUGAGGAUGGCUCGACGGCCCUCAUGUGUGCUGCUGAGCACGGACACUUGGCCAUCGUCAAGUUCCUCCUGAGCCAGCCUGAUACCGAUCCCACACUUAUGGAUAAUGAUGGCAGCACAGCUCUCACCAUAGCCGUGGAAGCAGGACACAAAGAUGUGGGCGUGUUAUUGUACAAGCACAUGAACCUCUCUCGUGGGUCCUCACCCUAUUCCUCUGUCAGAAUCAAGCGAUCGCGCACCCCGACCAUGUCCCGGUCUUCAGUCACGCCUCCCCCAAGGUCCUCGGCGCCUUCCUCCCCCGGCCGCUCCAGAAAAUCCUCGGCGCCGCACUCCCCGGGCCGUUCCAGGCAGAGCUCGGCCUCCCUGUCCAAUCUCAUGAUCUAGGGCAGGAGUUUUUGUGUUGUCUCUCUCGUUUGUAUGUGAUUUUUUUUCUCUCUUCGUACAUGUGUAAAGUUUUUUAUGUUUUUUUCUUUCAAACUCUCCAGUGGAGAAAUCAAUGCAGGAGCUUUAUAAAGUCCAUAUAUCUAUAGCUAAAGGUCUAGUGAUGAAAACUACAAGGAUAAAGAUGACGACUUUUGGUGCUUACUGGUUGCCGCCCUUACUUCUAGAAACUCGUUAACACUCCGAACUGCAUUCCGGGGGAUCUGAUCCUGUUACCAACACCGUUUAAUUUCUGUGCUGUUGGCCCUUAUCUCCCUCAAAUCAUACAUGAAACCCCUAACUCAGAACUUAAAUGGCUUUACGAACGGUGCUCCUAUUAACAGCAAAAAAGCCAUAAAAGCACAAGCAGUUUGUUUCUCUUUACAUUAGAGCUUGAGGAUUGCAUUUAUGUUGCGUUCCAUUGUGAGAGCUUUGUCAUGAAUUAUUGAUUGUAGUGAUGCUGACAUUUCCGUAAAGGGUUCAGGCCUAAAAUUAUGAAGGUCUCUUGUGUUGUGUAUUUUUUAUGAUAAUAACACUAUAUUAAUUACACAACAAUAGCGUAUACUUUCUUAAUCAUAUCUUACUCAACGAGAGCGUAUACUUUCUUGAUCCAUAUAGACCUGGCUUGUGCUUCCGCCACAGAAGAAUAAUCCUCUGUUGGGUUAUUAUUAGGAUAACAAGAGUCACAAUUAAAGUAGGAUAAGUUGGUAAGUCUGCAGUCAUAUUUAUUCCAAAAGGUAGAAAGUUAUAAGAGGGAGGAUCUCUACUCAGUGGCACUGAAUAUGACCAAAGGAGGUCUUUUCUACAGGUGCUUCUUCGGCGAACUUGUGACUUCACAAAUGGCCCACUGUCUUGCCUCCUGUAUGAAGUCCUUUUAUACUCUUUUGGUAUAGGACCGUAUGUGUGAAGAGGAAAGAAGAAAAAAAAAAGGAUUUAAAUGUAACAGGAUUGCUGAAAGAAAUGAGGGAGGAAGGAAAGGAAAAAAGAAAGAGAGAAAAAGAAAGGGAUGAAUGGGGGAGGAAGAAAAGAAGCAAAGGCAGAAAAAGGAAGGACUGAAGGUCUUAUUGUGAUAAUUUAUUUACUGACUGAAGUUUGUUUAUGAUCUUGGUGUAUUUUUCCAUGGAAUGUAUUUAUUUUGUUGUGUUGAAAGUAUUGAUGGAGCAUUUUCUAUUGACAAGUUUUAGAAUUAGUCUUUCUGUCAAUAAAGAAGAUAGUUUAUACUGAGAAUGAUAUUGCAGUUUUUAAUUGUUUGAAUAUUGAGAGGGGAUGAAAAAUUGUAGCAAAGAAUUAAGCAAUUUAUGUAAACUUGAAAAAUAUUGAUGUAUGUUGAUAUUUGCAACUGAUAACCUGAUGUUAUAAAUAAACUUAACUCCUCUUUGUAAAUGAGAGAAAAGAGAAAAAUCAGAAAGAAGUCCUUCAAUAAAUAGUUAUCCAUGACAGUAAGGAUAUGUAGUGGAAACUGUGUCUGUGGUGUAGUGUGUUCAAUGAAGUUCUGUCGAGGAAAGUUAAUAGUAAUGAAUCAUGAUAUUUUUUAUUAUCAUUUAGACUUUUAUUGUUCUUAUUUGUUCAUUAUUAUUAUUAUUAUUGUUAUUAUUGUUGUCAUUAUCAUUAUUAUUACUACUAUUAUUAUUAUUACUGUUAUUGUAUUAUUAUUAUUUUAUCAUCAUUAUUAGUAUCAUUAUUAAUGCAUUUCACAGCAUUGCUUCUAGUAUUUGUUACUAAUGACAUAACAGCUAAGAGAAGCCGCUAAACGUAUGGGUUUCUUGCGAAUAUCUCACGCAUUCCUUUAACAUUCCGUAGAAUAUAGGCAAUUCUAUCUCUUCAUUCGCGAGUUAAAGCAAAAAUGUACAUUGUUUGUUCUCUCUUUAUUUUAUAAGGGAUACUUGGAAUCAUUCUAAUCAGAAAUGUCCAUUGUGUUAAUGCGUGCAACACUUUGACAAUCGUAUUUUUUAAGGCUAAUUUUCUAAUGUGAUAGAUUGUUUGUAUAAAGCCGUUUUUUAGUGAUAUAAUUUUUUUUUUUUUAAUUUUUAAAAAAGUUUUAAUCACAGUUCUGUCAUACUUACUUGGGAUACUUAAGGUAUUUUGUAAUUAUGUUACUUUUUUUUUUGUGAGAACUGUCUUGUAUUUUGUUCUAAGAAAGAAGGAAAGUACAUGCCACACUUUUUCUUUUCUUUUUUUUGUGCAUUGUAUAAUGACUUAGGUGCCCAAAUGUGCAGUUUUAACUUUAUGCCUGAAUGUGUUUGGUGUAUUUUGUUCUAUUACGGUGACUGUCCCCAAACUAAGCUUGCAUCAUAGAAUGGAUUCAACGACCAGAAUAAUGAGCCUCCGAUGCCAAAAUAACAUUCAUUAAGCGUCAACUGAGCGGAACUGUUGACAUUUCUCUCUGGCUUCGUAGUUGUAGAAAGAAGGUUGAAUUAGAAUGGCUGAGUCCACAGAUGUUGAUUAACGUUUCUUUAUUGCAUCUUCACUUUAAUGAGAUAACACGAAACUGUUCACUCUGAUUCGACUCCAUUUUCUACACGUGUUACAGUGAACUCUGUUCUCGUGAAACGUCCAGGUAGUUAGUUUUCUGGUCAUUCUCAUCAGCUCGCGCAUCAAACUCCGUUAUAAUCAGCCGAGCGCCUUUUGUUGUGUAUGUCGAUGUAGCUGAUGAAGAGCCCAGCCAGUCUCGUCAUGCAUUUGUUCACACAUUUUGUUGUAUUUUUUCCCCUCUCUUUCUUUCCUUUUUUUGUUUUUUGUUUUAGUUUAGCAUUUUGCAAGAAUUCACAUUGGUGCUCCCCAAGGUUAGCGAACAAGGGUCUAGGGAAGGCUAGCUUAUCAAAAGGAAAACUCCAUUCUCACCCAGGCUUCAUUGCGGAAGUACAUUAUGACGUAGUUUUCCUGGUCUGUCAUAGUAUGUAAGAUGUGGGAAAUGAACGUGACUAUGAGUUAAAAAAGAAUAAAACAUGAAAAAAAAUUCUACUGGUGCCAAAAAAGCAGUGUCUUUGAUAUAAUUUAUGGUGGUAUUUCCUCUGGUUACGUAGAGUCUUACACAAAGUGGAAUGAUUUAUGUGUAUCACAAGAUAUACCUAUGAAAGUGAUCCAAUUAUAUGUAUUUCUGCAAUACUGAUGCAUUUGUCUUUGUUUAGUAAAUAUAGAGUUCUCUGUUAUAACAUGCCUCUGUACUCCGUCCCUAUCUCCCUUGUUUUUAUUUCUUUUUUUUAUUAUCUAAUAUGAAAAUUUUAUUAUAAUAUACCUGUAAAUAUUGUUUGGGUUUUUAUUUACCAAUGCCUGAACCACCUGCUCUUUUAAGACAGACCUUUUUAGUCGCAUGGCAGCGCGAGAGAACUUCAAGAAGCGCUGGUAGAUUUCUACCGUUCCCGUGACCCUUGUAGUCUGGCCUGUCAUUUAAUGUUGCAUGACUUUACUACCAUAACCUUGGUGCUGUGGGACCUUUGAGGAAGGAAUAAUGUGCCCCCAUACCCAUGUCUUCCUCUGUCCCUCCUUUGUUUUCCUUUUUACUGUUAUUUCUCUGCUACCUCUGCCGAUGUCUAUUGUCUAUUUAGUUCUGGUUGGUAUUGGUACUCUCUCUGUAUUGCUCUCUCUCUAUCUUCUUCCCUUUAUCUCUGUUCCUCUUCCUUGUCCCUGCCCCUGUCCCUCUCCCUUCCCCUGUCUCUUUCUGUGGGUUGAGGGCCUGUCACAUGUUUUAACAUCAGGCAUGGCUAAGUACAUUGCCUUCCAUGCACUAAGGUACUUUCCCCACAUGUAACAACAACAACACACACACACACACACACACACACACACACACACACACACACACACACACACACACACACACACACACACACACACACACACACACACAC